Molecule: messenger RNA, 1128 nt
Organism: Yamadazyma jaroonii
Lineage: Eukaryota; Fungi; Ascomycota; Pichiomycetes; Serinales; Debaryomycetaceae
Source: the annotation of a GenBank genome assembly
AUGACUUUAGGAAUCUUGGGGAAACAUUGGGGUAUUGGCCGAAAAAGAGGUAAUGGUGAAAAUGAAGGUGUUGGAGAAUUAGGAGAAACAAAGUCGUUAUCAACAGGUGUUUACUAUUCCAAUUGGUCAAUUUAUCAGAGAAAGCAUUCACCUAAUGACAUAGACUAUGAAGCUAUUGAUCAAGUUUAUUAUGCGUUCUUGGUUUUAGAUAGUAAUACAGGGAAAUUGAAGUUUCUGGAUACUUGGUGUGACUUAGAAAUGCCUUUAUCGGGUCCUGGUGGUUCAACUUUGGGUUUAGUGAAUGUAUUUAAACAAUUAAAGGUCAAGUAUCCUAAAUUAAAGGUUUCAUUCUCAAUUGGAGGUUGGGGAGCUAAUGAAUCAUUCAAGGUGGUGGCUAGAAAUGAGCAUUUGGUGACUGAAUUUGCACGAAGCUGUGGAGAAUUUUUAAGGAACUAUGAAUUUGAUGGUAUAGAUAUUGAUUGGGAGUAUCCACAGACAACAGAAGAAGGUAAGCAGUUCCUCAAUAUGAUCCGUUUAGUAAAACAAGAGAUGAACCGAGUCAAACCGGGGUCAUCAUUAUCCAUAGCUGCACCAGCUGGGGAUGAUAAUAUCAAGCAUCUCAGAAUCGGCGAUAUGAAUCAAUACUUAGAUAGAUGGAAUUUGAUGUGUUACGAUUUCACCGGAUCAUGGUCCCAAAAAUCAGGGUACCAUUCAAAUUUAUAUGGUUUCAAUGGUGAUAACUCUUUAAACACUUCAGAGGUUGUGCACAAAUAUAUCAAACAGGGAGCUUCAACUCAUAAGAUCAUUGUAGGUAUGCCACUUUACGGCCGAAUCUUUCCUGGAACAAAAAAGAUCGGUACACCAUUUGAUACCAGUAAAAUACAAGGUGAAGGUACCAUAGAUUAUAAACAAUUACCAUUACCUGGUAGUCAGGAAGUUUUUGAUGAUAAAGCUAUUUCAGUAUAUUGUUAUGAUAACUCACAAUUAAUUACCUAUGAUAAUUCCACCACUAUUCGAUACAAAGCUGAGUUUAUUAAGAACAACCAUUUAGGUGGUGGGAUGUUUUGGGAUUCGGCAGGAGAUUCCCGACCUUCAUUGAUUACAGAGUUCUCCAGAGCAUGUAAAUAA